UUUGUCCAUAAGUAGAGUAGAUAUAUUGAAUUGAAUCAUUUGGAAGUUAUAUAUAUCGAUGAGCCUUUGAUAAAUGGAAAAUGAUUAACACAGCAACUUUAUUCUGUCUGGGUGUCUUGAUCUUGAGUGGUGCAUUUGGUGGUGAUACAAAUGAAAUGAAGUCAGUAUCAGUGAUGGAGGGAGAUUCUGUCACUCUACACAGUGAUGUUAAAGUACAGAUAGAUGAUCUGAUACUUUGGAUGUUUGGACCUCAAGACACUCGUAUAGCUGAAAUCUAUAAGCAGGUCAUUUAUAUGUUUGACAGUAAUGUGAAAUUUGGAUACAGACUGCAGUUGGACAAUCAAACUGGAUCUCUGACCAUCAGAAACAUCAGAACUAAACACUCUGGACUUUAUAAACUACAGAUCUCCAACAAGAGAGAAACUUCAUACAGGAGAUUCAAUGUUACUGUCUAUGCUGCAUUUGGUGGUGAUACAGAUGAAAUGAAGUCAGUAUCAGUGAUGGAGGGAGAUUCUGUCACUCUACACAGUGAUGUUAAAGUACAGAUAGAUGAUCUGAUACUUUGGAUGUUUGGACCUCAAGGCACUCGUAUAGCUGAAAUCUAUAAGCAGGUCAUUUAUAUGUUUAACAGUAAUGUGAAAUUUGGAUACAGACUCCAGCUGGACAAUAAAACUGGAUCUCUGACCAUCAGAAACAUCAGAACUGAACACACUGGACUUUAUAAACUACAGAUCUUCAAUAAAAGAGAAACUUCAUACAAGAGAUUCAAUGUUACUGUCUAUGCUCGUCUGCCUGUUACUGUCAUCACCAGAGACUCUUCACAGUGUUCUUCAUCAUUUGAAAGAUCAACAAACCAGAACUGUUCACUGCUGUGUUCAGUGGUGAAUGUGAGUGAUGUGAGUCUCUCCUGGUACAAAGGAAACAGUUUAUUGUCCAGCAUCAGUGUGUCUGAUCUCAGCAUCAGUCUCUCUCUACCUCUGGAGGUGGAAUAUCAGGAUAAAAACACCUACAGCUCUGUGAUCAACAAUCCCAUCACCAACCAGACUCAACAUCUGGACAUCACUCAACUCUGUCACACGUGUCCAGAAUCAUUUCAUGUAAAUAAAGUCCUUGCUGCAUUUAUGCCUGCUGUCGCUCUGGUUGUAUUCGCGACUGUGAUGUUCUUUCUCUGUAGGAAAUGCAAAAGAGCGGCACAAAAAAGAAAUGGUGUUGAACCGUGUGUAAAUACAGUGGAAACAGUCCAGACAGAUAAUGAAAUGAGACAUACCUCAGAUGGUGGAUUUGUUAGACAAAAUGAACAAAAACUGAACACUAACAGGACAGAGGAAACAAUGUAUGCCACGAUUGCCAGACGCUGAUCAAAGUGACUCACUGCUGCAUUUAUGUUGUCUGGAUUUCUAAUCUAAUUCUAGUCAUUCUAAUACAGGAAAGGAAGACAGAAGGAAUUAACUGAAUUAAUUUGAUUUUUGACUGAUUUUCAACUGAUAUUUGAAAAUAGAGGGUUUGCACUAACAUCAUGAUUUGGUCAGUUACCUGUAGGGUUGUUGUAUCGUUUGAAUUUCAUUCAAUUUCGAUUCCGCUUCUGCUUUCGAUUCUUUUCCAUUCUCAGUUUUGAUUCCAAUGUGAUUAAAAAAUUAUAUCAAGCAUAUUUAUUCUGUGUUUGACAUGACUGCAAAAAUAGCUAACAUGAGACAAUAUCGGAGUGUAAUAUUAUGGUGAACAAAAUUGCACAAGUGGAGGAAAAAAUGUGUUUUUGCCUUUGUGGUUUUGAUUUUAUGAUUUAAAUUUUAUCACACUUAGACAUCACAGACUUUAAAAUAUAAAUACAGAAAAGUAUGUGACAGCAUUUUUGCUAAAUGAAAUACUGUCGGUGCAAGAUCCCAUGGUCUGAUAUAUUUGUGUGUUCAACAGAUGCCAACAAGUCAAACUGAGACUGGUCAAAGUUCCCCAUCAGGUUAGAUACAGGAAACGUUUUUUUUUUUUUUUUUUUUUUUUUUUUUUUUCUCCACAAUACACUUAAUACAAAUCAAAUUUGAAACCAGAGUGCGUUUUAAAUAUUUUUUUUUUUUUAUGUAACAGUGGCAUCCAGCAGGGAAACACUGGAUACCAGACAUGAUGAACAGGAAAAUUAAAAAAUGAUUAAUUCCCAGUUUGUCCUCCUUAAGAGCACCACAGGAAUGUUUUUUUUUUUUGUUUGUUUGUUUGUUUAAUCUAAUUUGUGUUGCAAAAAGAUACAGAGACUUUUGCCGUGCAAUUUUUCAAGUCCACAUCAAAAUUUAUAAACUAAAAUUUCACUAAUAGGCACAAAUUGGUGACUCCAUCGGCCGGGUAAAUUAAACAGAAUAAUUAGAAACUAUAUAUUUUUGGCUAUAUUUCAUAAAAAAUGGCAUCCUCUUGUGUGGGCUUAAGCACUGAAAUCAAAGUUUAUGAUGACUAUUCCAGAUGCAGUAAUCUGUAUAUAAAAGAAAGAUUUGUUAAUGAUGUGCUUAUCUUUUCCCAUGACAUCCUGAAUCCCAUCUGCAGGUAAAACCUUAAUUCAGACUAAAGCAUAUCUCUAUUGUAUG
Molecule: messenger RNA, 2564 nt
Organism: Labeo rohita (rohu)
Lineage: Eukaryota; Metazoa; Chordata; Actinopteri; Cypriniformes; Cyprinidae
Exons: 7
Coding region: 81-1358 (425 amino acids)
Source: RefSeq, a predicted model, not a curated record